AUUUUCCCUAGUAACCCACAUGGAAACCGAUCCGACUGUGUUUUGAGUUUCGGCGCCGAUUGAGGCGGUGAAAGAAAUCAGAGACAUAUAGGGCAUAUUGUUAAACAUAGAUCUGCUUCACAAUUUUACAUUUAUACAUUUGUAAGUAAGCUCAACCAUGAAGAUCGAGGAGGUAAAGAGUACCACGAAAACUCAGCGAAUCGCCUCACACAGUCAUGUGAAAGGACUCGGGCUAGACGAGGCCGGGAAUGCUAAACAGUCAGCGUGUGGGCUCGUCGGCCAGGAGGCUGCCAGAGAGGCCUGUGGCAUCAUUGUUGAACUGAUCCGUUCAAAGAAGAUGGCAGGAAGGGCAGUGUUACUGGCAGGGCCGCCUGGUACAGGAAAAACUGCCCUUGCCUUGGCCUUAGCACAGGAGUUGGGAAACAAGGUGCCUUUCUGCCCCAUGGUUGGCAGCGAAGUCUACUCAUCAGAGAUUAAAAAAACAGAAGUACUUAUGGAGAAUUUCAGGAGAGCCAUCGGACUGCGUAUCAAAGAAACAAAGGAGGUGUAUGAAGGAGAGGUGACGGAGCUGACCCCCUGUGAGACGGAGAAUCCCAUGGGUGGCUACGGAAAAACUAUCAGCCAUGUCAUCAUCGGUCUGAAGACGGGCAAAGGCACAAAGCAGCUCAAGCUGGACCCCAGUAUUUAUGAGAGUCUUCAGAAAGAGCGUGUGGAAGUGGGAGACGUCAUCUACAUUGAGGCCAACAGUGGAGCGGUCAAGAGACAAGGUCGCUGUGACACAUUUGCUACAGAGUUUGACCUGGAGGCAGAGGAGUAUGUUCCCCUGCCCAAAGGGGAUGUCCACAAAAAGAAGGAGAUAGUCCAAGAUGUCACACUGCAUGAUCUGGAUGUUGCAAAUGCAAGACCUCAGGGAGGCCAGGACAUCCUCUCCAUGAUGGGACAACUGAUGAAGCCCAAAAAGACAGAGAUUACAGAUAAACUGCGUACCGAGAUCAACAAGGUGGUGAACCGCUACAUUGACCAAGGCGUAGCUGAGCUCGUACCGGGUGUGUUGUUUGUGGACGAGGUGCACAUGCUGGACAUCGAGUGCUUCACUUACCUCCAUCGAGCACUCGAGAGCACCAUUGCCCCCAUCGUUGUGUUCGCCUCAAACAGGGGAAACUGUUUAGUCAGGGGGACAGAAGACAUCAGCUCUCCACAUGGGAUUCCUCUGGACCUGCUGGAUAGAGUCAUGAUCAUCCGCACCAUGUUGUACACACCACAGGAGAUGAAGCAGAUCAUCAAGAUUCGUGCUCAGACUGAGGGGAUUACUAUCAGCGAGGAAGCUCUCGCACAUCUGGCGGAAAUCGGCACCAAGACCACCCUCAGGUACGCUGUGCAGCUGCUUACACCAGCCAGUCUACUAGGCCGUGUUCAGGGCAAAGAGUCGGUGGAGAGGGAGCAGGUAGAGGAAAUCAACGAGCUGUUCUACGAUGCCAAGUCUUCUGCUAAAAUCCUGCAAGAUCAACAUAACAAAUUUAUGAAAUAGAGUUGGCUUUCUAUGUCGGGCUUGGGUUCUCAGCCACUUGUUA
This is a messenger RNA of Labrus mixtus (cuckoo wrasse), 1571 nucleotides long. It is a transcript of the gene ruvbl1, whose product is annotated as RuvB-like AAA ATPase 1. The transcript has 11 exons. Gene Ontology annotation, molecular function: ATP hydrolysis activity; ATP binding; DNA helicase activity. Gene Ontology annotation, cellular component: NuA4 histone acetyltransferase complex; R2TP complex; Ino80 complex. Gene Ontology annotation, biological process: chromatin remodeling; box C/D snoRNP assembly; regulation of transcription by RNA polymerase II. The record is from RefSeq and is a predicted model, not a curated record. Lineage: Eukaryota; Metazoa; Chordata; Actinopteri; Labriformes; Labridae. Bases 158 to 1528 code for a protein of 456 amino acids.